CAGCUAACAGCCAACAUGGUGAACUUUGAGGAAAUCGUAGAGAAAGCAAAGAAGUUCAGGGACACUUUAACCAAGGAGGAUUUCCUGGAAUUCUAUGGCUACUACAGGCAGGCCACAGAGGGCGAUUGCAACAUUGAGGAGCCAGAGGAUGAGGAGGAGAAGGCUCGCUACAAUGCCUGGAAGAGCAAGGCUGGUCUGACUCUGGAGGAUGCCAAAGCCCACUACAUCGAGGUGUACAAGAAGCUUGCUGCCAAAUACGAGUAGAGAAUGCAUUUAAAGAACUUUGCUUUAGCACGCAAAUUUAUAUUUUAUUUAUGCCACUAA
Messenger RNA from Drosophila arizonae, 324 nucleotides. It is a transcript of the gene Acbp6, whose product is annotated as Acyl-CoA binding protein 6. Gene Ontology annotation, biological process: fatty acid metabolic process. NCBI's taxonomy places the organism in Eukaryota, Metazoa, Arthropoda, Insecta, Diptera, Drosophilidae. Gene Ontology annotation, molecular function: fatty-acyl-CoA binding. The record is from RefSeq and is a predicted model, not a curated record.